Anopheles stephensi (Asian malaria mosquito) is the source of this 2540-nucleotide messenger RNA. It is a transcript of the gene Rala, whose product is annotated as ras-related protein Ral-a. Gene Ontology annotation, molecular function: GTP binding; GTPase activity; GDP binding. Bases 154 to 759 code for a protein of 201 amino acids. The transcript has 4 exons. Gene Ontology annotation, biological process: Ras protein signal transduction. The record is from RefSeq and is a predicted model, not a curated record. Gene Ontology annotation, cellular component: plasma membrane. Lineage: Eukaryota; Metazoa; Arthropoda; Insecta; Diptera; Culicidae.
ACACACACCAACACUUUAUUUCUUUCAUACGUCAAACGAGCGUUUGUCAAAGAGCUUCUAAAUUGUUUUGGAAACUUUCCAAACUUUGCUACUGCGCGAGAAAGCAGCUCGUCCGGUUCGGUUGUCGCGUUAUUUUGCGUGUGCGUUCAGAGGAUGUCGAAGAAACCAACGACGGGCCCGGCCCUGCAUAAGGUCAUCAUGGUCGGCAGCGGCGGUGUAGGCAAAUCCGCCCUAACGCUACAGUUCAUGUACGACGAGUUCGUGGAGGACUAUGAACCAACGAAAGCAGACAGCUACCGUAAAAAGGUGGUACUGGACGGUGAGGAGGUCCAAAUCGAUAUACUCGAUACGGCGGGCCAGGAAGACUAUGCCGCCAUCCGGGACAACUACUUCCGCAGCGGCGAAGGCUUCCUGUGUGUGUUUUCCAUCACGGAAGACGACAGCUUUCAGGCGACUCAGGAAUUCCGGGAACAAAUAUUACGCGUGAAGAACGAUGAAAAUAUUCCAUUUCUGCUGGUGGGCAAUAAAUGCGAUCUGAAUGAUAAACGGAAGGUACCGCUAGCGGAAUGUCAAUCCCGUGCCCAACAGUGGGGUGUGCCAUACGUUGAAACAUCGGCUAAAACACGCGAAAAUGUGGACAAGGUGUUCUUUGACCUGAUGCGCCAGAUACGGUCACGCAAGACGGAAGAUUCCAAAACCACCAACGGUCGCGUUAAGGACAAAUCCAAACGGCGAAAAAUCAAAUGCAUGCCAUUAUAGAGCGGUUGGCAGGGAUUCUUCCCGCUCGGUGGUGGCUGCCGUGUCUACACUACCACGACUACUACCUACUACUACUACUACUGCUAGCAACAAGUGGGCAACAAAUACUCACGUAUUCUUCAGGAAUCAUACGAAACAAACUAAACACGACCGGACGACCGGAAUGGGAGAAUGGGAGAGGGGGCCCGGCGAACGAACGCGCGAGUCGGCUGGCUUAUUUGUGUUUCGCGUAAAUCCGAUCGUUUUGUUGGGGAGCAGAUUUUUGAGAGAAACUCAUCUUCACCGCGGCACAGCUAAAACACAAAGCAAAGCAAACACAACAGCACACGUAAACAUCGCUAUUUAGUAACCAUUAUUACUUUAAGGGUAAGGAAAAGGGAAAUAAGUUCCGAGGGCGAAAAGGCCCGGUUUAGAUAGGAUAGGAAUCCAGAAAUCGGGAAUAUCAUCAGAUGUGGGAGAGAACGAUAUUGGUGCUCCCAUGGGUGCUGGGGGAAGCUCAGGUGUGUCCGCUGUGUCCUAUCCGUAAAGCGUAAGGUUUUUUUUUCUUCCCGUUUUCCCGUAAGCUUAGUUAUAGAAUGUAAUUUCUCCACGCAACGAACUGCUCGUAGGCUAUUACACCAAUGAGCAAGAUGUGCGUUUUUGUUUUUAAUUGUGUGUUCCCUUCAGUGUAAGGCGUCGAGGUUUGCCCAUUAACGACCGCAAGAUAAAGUAGAACCCCACACAAGCGGAAGCGGAACCGAAUGUCUAACAACAACGUGUUUUAUGUAGUGCUCGUGCUCAUUUAUCCAAAUACGCGCCAAAUGUGAUGAGCUGUGUCGAUCUGCGUCUCUCUCUCUCUCUAUCUCUCUCUUGCUGUGAUGCUUUCCCUUUGGUGUACGCUAACGGUUCGUUUCUUUGCCUGUACAGAUUCCCAACCCUGCAGCAUAGAAUCGUUUAAUUCGCAUUCAUGUAACUGGGGGGUGGGGAGGUCGAAACUCAUCUAUUCGCUUCCCGCACAAGCACACACAAAACCGCAACACGCUCAUUCUCACACGCUUUUGCUUCGUAACUUGGGAAAGGGAAAUACGGUUUGAGUUACAGUGGCUUUCGUGCGAAACGGGACACCUUUGAUACUUUGUGGAUUUUUUGCGGAUAUCAGGAAUGGUAACAAUGAGGCAAGUAGCUCUUUUUUAAAAAAAGGAGAGGACAACUGCUCACUAACAUGUUAAGGGGUGAGGCCUCCCGGUAGCUAGCCCCGCACUCGCUGAGGGCGAAGAGGUCGACCUUUUUGAAAUCGAAGAGCGCGCUCAGAGCCCUCAUUUUAUUGAGGCCAGGUGCUCCCGGUAGCUCUCGAGCUCACUAACCAACACUAGUAACAACGGACUGUGAAUCUUUUUGCUGAAAAUUACAAUUCAACAACUACUCUUUCACUUACGCAGUUACUACAACUACAGAGGGUCUUCCCUGGCUUUAUUGAGUUUUCCUUAGUUGGAUUCCUCAGUGGUCGCCAGUAGCCCUAUCGCUCCAGUGAUCCCAACGUCCAACAGCCAAGUAACCUCGUCGUCCAAAGGAACAUUUCCCGUAAGAGCUCCUGUUGUUUCAGACGCCUCAAUCAUUUUUUCCCCGAGAGUCAUUCUCAUGUUUAAUACGGCACGUGGCGUAUCGUUUACUAAUUAUUUACGAACAGUAAAUUAAAUAUAAAAUUUAAAAACAUGAUCAAUUUGAGAUUAUUUUUAUAGGACAAGGUUCAUGGGGUCGAGGCGACAAGGCAGGACCGAUGUUCAAAUCCCAUCUAAACCGCC